Panonychus citri (citrus red mite) is the source of this 2106-nucleotide messenger RNA. RefSeq names its product protein sneaky-like. Bases 1 to 2106 code for a protein of 701 amino acids. The record is from RefSeq and is a predicted model, not a curated record. NCBI's taxonomy places the organism in Eukaryota, Metazoa, Arthropoda, Arachnida, Trombidiformes, Tetranychidae. Gene Ontology annotation, cellular component: membrane. The transcript is spliced from 2 exons.
AUGUUCAACUUGAAAGUUUAUCUUUACGAUUUGAUCUUAGACCCGAAAGGUAGAAAGUACAAGGGUCACCGACGGAUAUUAUGUUUCCCUUUUGGCCUAUUAGCGGGUUACCUAUUCUAUAUUUCAUUUAUCAAACGGUUGAGUUUGCCUGAAGAAGUUGAAGGAACUUUGUUUCCAAUAGUAAUUUUACUUUACACUCUAUCUUAUUGUUUAUCGAGACAAUUUCGUGCAAUUACUUGUUUAAUCGGACCAACUCUUGCAGGUCAAGUUGGUCGAUCUUAUUUAUAUCUAUUAUUUUUCAACGGUGCUAUUCAAUAUCCAACCUCGAAUCUACUCAAAAAUACUUAUGAAGCAUCUCGAGUGUUUGCUUGUACAAUUAUGUUCCAUAAGAAUGCAACCGAACAGAAAUUUCGACUCGUCUUCGAGCCGUAUAUUGGCUUUUUCAAGGGAAUGCUCGAAGGAUCAAAGGAAAUCGGAAAUGAGCCAAAUUUCCUCGGCCAAAUGGAAGAAGAACUUAUGAAAGUAGAUGCAGAUAAUAAGAAAGCCAUGUUGGAAGAGAUCGAAAAAGGCGACGCCAUAACAAAAAAAAAUCGAACGGCCAUAAUUGAGCAAAAUAAGAUAGAUAAUUCUGCACCAUCGAAGGAUCCUUCGAAGACCAAAUAUCGAGCCAAACUGGCCGGGUUCUUCGAACUUUCUUGCGAAGCCAUGGUGUCCAAAUCGCUAAUUAGGUGUCAACAGAAAGCGCAACAAAUACUUGACAAUUGUUUCUGGAAUGUACCUAACCUUAUCGUUAAAGCCUUCUGUUAUUUCUUGGACCAUGAAACCUUUUGUGGUGACCAACAUGAGAAAGAAAGUAAGAAGGCUACACUUUGUGCUGGCCAGAAAUACACUCCAAAGCAAGUCGGCGUAGGACUUGAAACGGUGAAUACCUCCGUCAAUAGGCUUUACAGUGAUAUGCGUCUUACUGAUGUAAGAUAUUCAGUUGAUUCUGUCCAGACAAAUAUCACGAAAGCAUUAGAUGUCUAUGCAAAGUUAAAUUCUACAUUAUUAACAAGUUUCCAUAUGGUCAAGAUCUUAUUAGCACUUUUGAAUCGUUUAUUAGCUAUUCUUUUUGCGGUCAGUCUUUAUUACUCGAAUGCUUAUCACAAUGGUUACAUGAGGCACAUUUACUUUGACAAUAGGUUCAUGACGGGCUAUUUUCGGGCUAUUGAUAAACGCCGAGCCGAAGCUGGACGAACUUAUUUGUUACCACUUCGAAGGCUCGAACAAACCGAUCUGAUAGUUCCAACAUCAUUCAAACUCGAUUAUCAGGAGAGUAGAGCUCGAACUGUUGGGUUUCUAUUGUUCAUUCCAAUUGUUAUUGGUACCAUUCUUUUGGGAUUUUUCGCAGAAACUUUUUUCGAAAUUAUGAACACUGUGAAUGGAUUUUUCGAGAUGAAGAAAACAAUUCGAGGAUAUCAUGCGUUCAAAUUCGAUAUCGAACAAAAGGGUUGGUUCAGUUCGAUUUUAACUGAUUUUCUUCCAACAGCGAAUUUAAACUAUACCGUUGAUAAAGUUCUAACCAAUGAGGCUUGUCUUCCGCAACCGGUUCCUAUCGACAAUUCGGUUUACACUACAAUGGCUUUCGUGGCCUUUGGUAUUCUUAUGAUUAUUCUAACUCAAGCUUAUCUACUUCGUCUUCGAUGUUUUAUUUGUGCUUAUUUUCACCCUCAACGAGAAAAACAGAGAAUAAUUUAUCUCUACAACGAUCGCCUCAGGAAAAGAAAAGCUUACACAGUUUAUCAAUUGAAAAAGAUUCGACAAUUGAUCACUAUGAAUACUCACAUGAGAGAUUCACCUUUGUUGAAAAAUUUAAUCAAUCGAACUGUUAAAUAUGGCUGGUUCAAGAAAUUGGUCAAAAGAUAUUGUUCGAUAUGUGAAACAGCUCAAGAUGAAGGUUCGUAUCAAUGUCCAAGAUGUUCAGUAUUCUAUUGCUCUCAAUGCUGGGAUCUGGUGGGGAUGGUGUGUCGAGCUUGUAUCGAGGAACCAGAGGAGCCUUCGACCAUCCAUGAGAUGAGUAAACUUACAGAGGAGGAAAUAAACAACAGAAGGUCGAGUAACAGGUAA